CGGGCGUUGCGCCCUCGCCGCUCCCUUGCAGCGGGCUGGGGGUGUAAAAUUCAAUCCCCGUGGGACGUCGCGACUGGCCUCUGCUGCGGCUCCGCGGAUUGGCUGCCAGUCCCACUGCGCCCCCGCCCUCCGCACCCCGGCGCCCCAGGUGGCUCAGGCCCCCGGUGGCGAUCUGUGUUUACGGAGCGAACCGUCCAAGUGCGGCUCCAGCUCGCCGCGCUCCCCUCCCGGGCCCCCGCCCGCCGAGCCUCUCCGCGCCCGUCCCCUGCCCCCACCGCCCCAGAGACGGCGAUGACCCCCAAGCCGGCCGGCCCCCCAGAUGGGGGCUGGGGCUGGGUGGUGGCGGCCGCAGCCUUCGCGGUGAACGGGCUCUCCUACGGGCUGCUGCGCUCCCUGGGCCUGGUGCUGCCUGACCUCGCCGAGCACUUCGACCGAAGCGCUCAGGACACCGCGUGGGUCAGCGCCCUGGCCCUGGCCGUGCAGCAGGCAGCCAGUCCAGUGGGCAGCGCCCUGAGCACCCGCUGGGGGGCGCGCCCCGUGGUCAUGGUCGGGGGCAUACUCACCUCGCUCGGCUUGGUCUUCUCGGCUUUCGCCCGCAGUCUGCUGCAUCUCUACCUCGGCCUGGGCCUUCUUGCCGGCUCCGGCUGGGCCCUGGUGUUCGCCCCAGCAGUUGGCACCCUCUCCCGUUACUUCUCCCGCCGUCGAGUCUUGGCCGUGGGGCUGGCACUCACGGGCAACGGGGCCUCCUCGCUGCUCCUGGCGCCCAGCUUGCAGCUUCUCCUUGAUACUUUUGGCUGGCGGGGAGCCUUGCUCCUCCUUGGCGCCAUCACCCUCCACCUCACCCCCUGUGGUGCUCUGCUGCGCCCGCUGUCGCUUCCUGGCGACCCUGCCACCCCACCCCGUGGGCCCCUGGCUGCCCUGGGCCUGGGUCUCUUCACACGACGCGCCUUCUUAGUUUUUGCACUGGGCACUGCCCUGGUGGGGGGCGGGUACUUUGUCCCCUAUGUGCACUUGGCCCCUCACGCUUUAGAUCUCGGCCUGGGGGGAUACGGGGCUGCGCUGGUGGUGGCAGUGGCUGCAGUGGGGGAUGCUGGUGCCCGGCUGGUCUGCGGGUGGCUGGCAGACCAAGGCUGGGUGCCCCUCCCGAGACUACUGGCGGUGUUUGGGGCACUGACAGGACUGGGGCUGCUGGCAGUGGGGCUAGUACCUGGGGUGGACAGCGAGGAGAGCUGGGGGGGACCCCUGUUGGCCGCGGCUGGGGCCUAUGGAUUGAGUGCUGGAAGUUAUGCCCCGUUGGUGUUUGGUGUGCUCCCAGGGCUAGUGGGCAUCGGAGGUGUUGUCCAGGCCACUGGGCUGGUGAUGAUGCUGAUGAGCCUCGGAGGACUUUUGGGCCCUCCUCUGUCAGGCUUCCUGCGAGAUGAGACCGGAGGCUUCACUGCCUCUUUCCUUGUAUGUGGCUCUUUCAUCCUCUCUGGCAGCUUGGUCUAUAUGGGGUUGCCCACUGCACUGCCCUCCUGUCAGCCAACUUCACCUCCAGCGACCCAUCCUGCAGAAAGGGGAGAGCUGCUUCCUAUUCCUCAGGUUGCCCUGCUCUCCCCAGGGGGCCCUCAGCCCACUAUGGACACAACUUGUUAACCACUCCUCUUCCCAAUAAAGAAUUACUAUUUUGUUGUUUGUUUGGGGGCAA
This is a messenger RNA of Sorex fumeus (smoky shrew), 1687 nucleotides long. RefSeq names its product solute carrier family 16 member 11 (gene SLC16A11). The record is from RefSeq and is a predicted model, not a curated record. The transcript has 5 exons. Gene Ontology annotation, molecular function: monocarboxylic acid transmembrane transporter activity. NCBI's taxonomy places the organism in Eukaryota, Metazoa, Chordata, Mammalia, Eulipotyphla, Soricidae. The coding region runs from base 292 to 1635 and encodes 447 amino acids. Gene Ontology annotation, biological process: transmembrane transport; monocarboxylic acid transport.